Ipomoea triloba (trilobed morning glory) is the source of this 2185-nucleotide messenger RNA. Its product is annotated as acyl-coenzyme A oxidase 3, peroxisomal-like. The coding region runs from base 83 to 2140 and encodes 685 amino acids. Gene Ontology annotation, cellular component: peroxisome. The record is from RefSeq and is a predicted model, not a curated record. Gene Ontology annotation, biological process: lipid homeostasis; fatty acid beta-oxidation using acyl-CoA oxidase. Gene Ontology annotation, molecular function: FAD binding; acyl-CoA oxidase activity; fatty acid binding. The transcript is spliced from 13 exons. Lineage: Eukaryota; Viridiplantae; Streptophyta; Magnoliopsida; Solanales; Convolvulaceae.
AUAGCGCUAAAUAUAAUACGAAUAUAUAUACAUACAUACACUUUUCCCGGACUCGCAUCUUGAUUCUCUAAAAUUCUCAAAAAUGGAGUCUUCUUCUUCAUCAUCAUCCUUAUCGUCUACGGAUAAGGUCAAAUUCCGAACCAAAGUUUUAAACAGACACCUAAACCAACAAAGCAGCCACCCUCCGAUCCUCGAAUCCUCGCCAUGCCUCAGCUACGCGCCGCCGGAGCUCUCCGAAAAGCCCGCCGCUUUCGACGUGUCGGAGAUGCGGAAGCUGAUGGACGGCCACAAUUUGCAGGAAAGGGAUUGGCUUUAUGGUAUUAUCAUCCAGAGCAGGCUUUUCAACCCGAGGGGUAGGGGCGGGAAAGUGUUUGUGGGGGCGGAUUAUAACCAGUCCAUGGAGCAUCAGAGAGAGAUGACCAUGAAGAGAAUUGGGUAUCUCUUGGAUUGUGGGGUUUUUCAGGGAUGGCUAACUGGGAAAGGUCCUGAAGCUGAGCUCAGGAAGCUGGCUCUCUUGGAAGUUGUUGCUCUUUUUGAUCAAUCUCUCAGUGUCAAGAUUGGUGUCCAUUUCAUGUUGUGGGGUGGAGCUAUCCAAUUUUUCGGAACAAAACGCCACCAUGAUAAGUGGUUGUCUGAUACUGAAAAUUAUGCGGUUAAAGGUUGCUUUGCAAUGACGGAGUUAGGGCAUGGCAGCAAUGUUCGAGGCAUUGAAACAGUCACAACUUAUGACUCAAGCACAGGGGAGUUUGUUAUAAACACUCCUUGUGAGUCGGCUCAGAAGUACUGGAUUGGAGGGGCAGCUAAUCAUGCAACACAUACAGUAGUUUUCUCACAACUUAAGAUUGACGGGAAAGAUCAAGGAGUCCAUGCAUUUAUUGCUCAGAUCAGAGACACAAACGGUAACAUUUGUCCCAACGUUCGCAUAACCGACUGUGGUCACAAGAUUGGUCUGAAUGGGGUUGACAAUGGUCGGAUAUGGUUUGACAAUGUGCGCAUUCCUAGGGAAAAUUUAUUGAAUUCAGUGGCAGAUGUUUCUCCAGAUGGGAAAUAUCUUACUGCAAUUAAGGACCCAGACCAGCGAUUUGGAGCAUUCAUGGCCCCUUUGACAUCUGGACGCGUAACUAUAUCAUCUAGUGCGACUUACUCAGCGAAGGUAGGAAUAACAAUCGCCAUAAGAUACUCCUUAACUAGGAGAGCAUUUUCAGUUACACCAAAUGGACCCGAAGUUUUGUUGCUUGAUUACCCAAGUCAUCAACGACGACUACUGCCCCUUCUUGCAAAGACCUAUGCUAUGAGUUUUGCUGCCAACUACCUGAAAACGAUAUAUGUAAAGAGGACACCUGAAAUAUACAAAACCAUACAUAUUGUUUCAAGUGGUUUUAAGGCUAUCUUAAGCUGGCAUAACAUGCGGACACUUCAGGAAUGUAGGGAAGCAUGUGGAGGGCAAGGCUUGAAGACCGAGAAUCGUAUAGGCCAAGCAAAAAGUGAAUACGAUGUACACUCUACUUUUGAGGGCGACAACAAUGUUCUUAUGCAACAGGUUAGCAAGGCACUUCUCGCAGAAUAUGUUGCGUGCAAAAGCAAGGGCAGGCCAUUUAAAGGAUUGGGGUUGGAACACAUGAACGAAUCAUCGCCUCCUGUUAUACCUUCAAAGCUUUCGAGUGAUAUCCUAAGGAGCAUCCAAUUCCAGAACGACAUACUUUGCCUUCGAGAGCGGGACCUUUUGAAUCGCUUUGUUGAUGAAGUUUCACAACGCCAAGCACAGGGCGAAAGCAAAGAAAAUGCUCUUUUGUUGAGCUACCAGCUCGCUGAAGACCUAGGCAGAGCCUUCACAGACCGUGCAAUUUACCAUACUUUUCUGGAGGCUGAGGCUUCUGUAAACUCCGGUUCGCUAAAGAAUAUUCUCGGUCUGGUAAGAUCAAUGUACGCGAUGGCUACUUUGGAUGAAGAUGCUGCGUUCCUGCGAUACGGUUGCUUAACAAGAGAUAAUGAUGGUGCAGUGAGGAAAGAAAUCACAAGGCUUUGCAGUGAACUAAGGCCUCAUGCUCUUGCCUUGGUCACUUCCUUUGGCAUACCUGAUGCUUUCUUGAGCCCCAUAGCUUUUAAUUGGAUUGACUCAAAUGCUUGGUCUUCCAUUUAGCACUUUGUUCAUGUCUAUGGUGUUUUUCUUUUCUUUACUUUUCUA